AUGUCUCCGCGCGGUCAGGUGCGCUCCUGACUGUUGAGGGGUCAUCCUCAUUGACCAAUCAGUGGCAGUCUGAUGGGAGGUCAGUGGACAAUUAUAUGUUUUACCUAUUUCUGAGAGAAUCGUUAUAUAAGAAGAUAGAAAAAAGAGAAAAGAAGAAGAAGCCCAACAACUCGGGACAACACACGCGCGCACCAACACAUCAGAGACUGUUGUCGGACUGAUCGCGCGAGCCUUCGCGUUCCCUGAGAGUCCGUGACGGUGGGAGGGGGGUGGAGGCGGGUUCUUGCGAGGAGUCACGUUGCGCAGAGUAGAGAUCCUCAUCCUCAUCAUACGUCUGAGCGGCGGGAGGGAGGCGAGCAAGUGGACACGUUCGGGUUCGGUCGGGGCGCCAGUCCAGUUCUGCAAACGUCCAGAGAUUUUUUUAUCCCACGCAAUUUCUCGUCAAUCGUCACAAAAUAAUUUUCACAAUUAUUUUGUGAGUGUGUGUGUUCUACUAUUAUACUGGGAUCGUUUUAAAACCUGUAGCUUUUAUUUUUUUUUAUUUUUUUUUUUGCAUCUCUGGAUAGCGUUCUCCGACAUCGCUUCAUCCCUCCUCCCGCACAGCACAUGGUGGUGGAAUGAAGAAGAAGCUGAUCAGAGCUGCAUCAUCAUCAUCAUCAUCAUGAGUGCGUGGAUGCUCGAGGCAGAUCCAGCUGUGGGCCAGCGGUGGACGCGCUGCGCCAGAGCGCGCUGGACGGUGCUGAUCCUCUAAGGGCAAAGCAGCAUCAGCAGCAUCAGCAUCAGCAGAGUCAGUCGUCCGACAUGAGCGGCGGAACGCUCCCUGAUGGAUGUAACGUUACGUCUCACCUCCACACCAGCAGCACACGAGUUCACAUCCACAUCCAUUUCUGACGGAACUAUACAGCUACAGCAUGACUUUUUCCCUCCUGUUGUGCUCUCUUACCGCUGGAUAAGAAGCCGAAAAGAGGACGACGUGUGAGUGCAUCUGAGCUGUUUUGGCAAAGGGAACCUCGGGGAUGAAUGUGGUGGGAUGAUUUUGUGUUUUUUUUUUUUUUCUACGGGAUGCUCGGAUCUUGCUUCGUCUGAUUCCCUUCGGUUACUUGGAAUUUGCACGGAAAGCUUUCAUUAAGUGAUUGAUUUGUUCAAGGGAACAAAAAAAAACACAUGCAUAUUUUUCCUUUCCAUCAUCAUCAUCGACGUUCUUGAAGCGCACACGAACCCGACCAGGCAUUCCUAAGGACAUCACGAUGACAUUUAAAUCUGAAAAUCUGGAAAUCUAAGCGUGUUGAGAUGAUCCGCACUGGGCUGUGAGUAGAAACCUAAUCAGAUCCUGCGCGUAUAUAGGGGGCGAAGAGGAAAGAAAGCAAGAAAAAAAAGAAAGAGAAAGAAAGAAGGGGGAAGGGAGAAAAAGAAAAGAAAGUAAGUUGAGUUGCAACCUAUAAACCCUGAGGAAGGAAUAAGAAAACCCAAAAACCCCCAGUGCUACUGUGCUAUCCGCUUUUUGGUGGUUCCAGUGAAUAUAUACAAAAAAAUAUAAAUAUAUAUAUGCCCCAUGGAGAUACGGCAGUGAGAAAGAAGGAAGCAUAUGCUAAAGGAGAUUGAGGAGACUGCCUACUGUGUUUGAAAAAAAAAAAAUAUAUAUAUAUAUACAUAUCAUAUAUAUAUAUAAAAAUAUAAUCUAUAGUCUAUAAUCGAUUUAGGCUCAAGCAAGAAUGGGACACCAAAGCAGAGGGGGGAGCGCAUUCAUUUGACUCCAUGCCAUGCAGGAAAAGAAUGUGCUUCGGAUGGUAAAUAUGGCCAGAGUGAUGUCCGUGUCCGUUUGACACGACAGGAGACCGCACCGCAGCGUCGGCGUCUACCUACAUCUAUCUGGGGGUAUCUCUAUUUGGGUUUAUGGAGAGAGUAAUAUUUGAGAGUUUGAGAUUGAACACAAUGAUGGAUACAAGCAACUAAACGAGCCGAGCCGAUUCGAGCUGUGCCUGAGCCGGGCUGGAGGAUCUAUGUAGCUUUUGCUGGCCAUCGCCAGACUCAAGGCAGGAGCAAGACCAGAAGAAAUUUGUUAACGACGUACGUACACGUCGAGGGGGAACUGUGCGCGAAGAAGUUCGUGCAGAAGAGCGUGCAGAAUUGCGCAAGGUUCGCCGGUUCGCGGAUGGAGUUGCGCUGCGGUAGGCGGCGUGGAGGUGCGCGGCGCUCUCGGGCUUUCGCUCCGGUUUGAACUAUACUGCGCCGAUUAUUCAAGCUUCUGGAAAGGACGAUAAAGAGAGUCACUGAGUGAAACUAAGUGUGAAGAUGUCCAGAAACUGCUGGCACUGUGGAUGAUUUGGCAGCUUGCUCAACACAACGCACCCCAAAGAGUGGACAGCAAGCCUACGAAUUAUGAAUGUUGAACAAGAUGACCUUCUCCCAGCAGCAGCAGACGAUGAGAGGUCCUAGGUGGAACCGGGCCUUGUCUGACCCGUUGUUCGUGCUGUUGCUGGCCUUGCAGCUUCUGGUGGUUGCUGGCUUGGUGAGAGCUCAGACCUGCCCGUCCGUCUGCUCGUGCAGUAACCAGUUCAGCAAGGUCAUCUGCACGCGUCGCGGCCUGCGAGAUGUGCCAGACGGCAUCUCCACCAACACCCGGUACCUGAACCUGCAGGAAAACCUAAUCCAGGUGAUCAAGGUGGACAGCUUCAAGCACUUACGGCACCUGGAGAUCCUGCAGCUCAGCAAGAACCAUAUCCGUAGCAUCGAGAUUGGAGCCUUUAACGGGCUGGCCAGUCUAAACACGCUGGAACUAUUCGAUAACAGGUUAACCACUAUCCCAAAUGGAGCAUUUGAGUAUCUGUCGAAGUUGAAGGAACUAUGGCUAAGGAACAAUCCCAUUGAGAGCAUACCGUCCUAUGCCUUCAACCGAGUGCCCUCGCUACGAAGGCUGGACUUGGGUGAACUGAAAAGGCUCUCGUAUAUUUCGGAAGGUGCUUUCGAAGGACUGAGCAACCUGCGUUACCUGAACCUCGGUAUGUGCAACCUGAAAGAGAUCCCUAACCUAAUUCCACUGGUACGACUGGAUGAACUGGAGAUGUCGGGGAAUCAGCUCUCGGUUAUCCGGCCGGGGUCUUUCAAAGGGCUUGUCCACUUGCAGAAACUGUGGAUGAUGCACGCUCAGAUCCAGACCAUUGAAAGGAACGCCUUUGACGAUCUUCAGUCGCUGGUGGAGUUGAAUUUGGCUCACAAUAACCUUACCCUGCUCCCUCACGACCUCUUCACACCACUCCACCACUUGGAGAGGGUGCACUUGCACCACAACCCAUGGAAUUGCAACUGUGACAUCCUGUGGCUCAGUUGGUGGCUGAAAGAAAUGGUACCGGCCAACACCAGCUGCUGUGCUCGCUGCAGUACUCCUACCAGCCACAAGGGGCGCUACAUUGGCGAGCUGGAUCAAAACUAUUUCCACUGUUACGCGCCUGUUAUUGUGGAGCCUCCUGCUGAUCUGAAUGUGACAGAAGGCAUGGCAGCAGAACUGAAAUGCCGGGCGAGCUCACUGACCUCGGUCAGUUGGAUUACACCCAAUGGGUCAAUCAUGACUCACGGAGCGUACAAGGUGCGCAUUUCAGUGCUCAAUGACGGGACAUUGAACUUUACAAAUGUCACAAUGCAGGACACAGGGACGUACACGUGUAUGGUUAGCAACUCAGCAGGGAACACCACAGCCUCUGCUACGCUAAACGUGUCCUCAACAGAGAACAGCAGCUUCAGCUACUUCACCACGGUGACGGUGGAGACGAUAGAGCCAGCGCACGACGAAGGGCACACCACGGUGCAGCAGAAGGUGGGUCCUACUCCUUCCUCUGGCGUGUGGGAGACGCCUUCUACUCCUUCAUCCACCACAACCACAACGGCCCGGACGCCUAUGUCCACCAAGACCACCGACAAAUCCUACACCAUCCCCGUCACAACGCUGGGCGACGGCUCCCUCAACACUCUGGAUGAAGUAAUGAAGACCACCAAGAUCAUCAUCGGCUGCUUUGUGGCCAUCACACUGAUGGCCGCAGUCAUGCUGAUCAUCUUCUACAAAAUGCGCAAACAGCAUCACCAGCAGAACCACCACGCGCCCACGCGCACCAUCGAGAUCAUCAACGUGGACGAAGACUGCGUCACCGGCGGGCCAACCAUGGAGGGUCACCUGACCCUGCCACCCCUCGAGCAUGAGCAUCUUAACCACUACAACACCUACAAGACAGCAUACAAUCACGCCUCCACCAUCAACUCCAUACACAGCUCUGCACAUGAACCUUUGCUUAUUCGGGCCAGCUCAAAAGACAAUGUACAAGAGACCCAAAUCUGACCACUUUGUUUUUUUUUUUUUCAUAA
This is a messenger RNA of Astyanax mexicanus (Mexican tetra), 4353 nucleotides long. RefSeq names its product leucine rich repeat containing 4C, genome duplicate a (gene lrrc4ca). Gene Ontology annotation, biological process: regulation of axonogenesis; synaptic membrane adhesion; modulation of chemical synaptic transmission. Gene Ontology annotation, molecular function: cell-cell adhesion mediator activity. The transcript is spliced from 3 exons. The record is from RefSeq and is a predicted model, not a curated record. Lineage: Eukaryota; Metazoa; Chordata; Actinopteri; Characiformes; Acestrorhamphidae. Bases 2384 to 4327 code for a protein of 647 amino acids. Gene Ontology annotation, cellular component: postsynaptic density membrane; plasma membrane; glutamatergic synapse.